Messenger RNA from Bemisia tabaci, 1516 nucleotides. It is a transcript of the gene cyp33, whose product is annotated as peptidylprolyl isomerase cyclophilin-33. Gene Ontology annotation, molecular function: RNA binding; peptidyl-prolyl cis-trans isomerase activity; cyclosporin A binding. Gene Ontology annotation, cellular component: cytoplasm; mitochondrion. NCBI's taxonomy places the organism in Eukaryota, Metazoa, Arthropoda, Insecta, Hemiptera, Aleyrodidae. Gene Ontology annotation, biological process: protein folding; protein peptidyl-prolyl isomerization. The record is from RefSeq and is a predicted model, not a curated record.
UCCGGCGCGACUCAUCCAUCUAGAUUUCUGUUUCUGUCACUUUCAAUUUAUUAAUUAUUUAUUUGAUUCAUUCCGUAAAAGUGGCUCUUGUUUUUUUUUAAAAAAAUGAAGUCAAGUGAUUUAUUUUAAAUUAUACCUUGUGCUCUCAACUUUAAGAAUCGCAUCGGAAAAUGGCCAGUUCAAAAAAAAGAACUAUCUACGUUGGUGGAUUGGCGGAGGAGGUUGAUGAAAAAGUUCUAAGUGCAGCAUUCAUUCCAUUUGGUGAUGUUGUUGACAUCCAGCUCCCAUUAGAUUAUGAAACAGAAAAACAUAGAGGUUUUGCAUUCAUCGAGUUUGAGUUCUCAGACGAUGCUGCAGCAGCUAUUGAUAAUAUGAAUGACUCAGAGCUUUUUGGGCAAACUAUCCGAGUAAAUUUUGCGAAACCACAAAAAAUAAAAGAGGGUUCAACAAGAGCAGUUUGGUCAGAAGAUACUUGGCUUCAGCAACAUGCAGGGGCAACUUUAGAAAAUGGUAACAAAUCAGGAGAGGAAACAGUCAAGGACAAAACUGUUACAGAAGAAACAAAGAAAACCAAAAACCCACAGGUGUACCUGGACAUAUCAAUAGGAAAGAAAGAAGUCGGGAGAGUUAUCAUCAUGUUGCGGUAUGAUGUUACACCCAAAACAGCAGAAAACUUCCGAUGUUUAUGCACACAUGAAAAAGGAUUUGGCUAUCAAGGGAGUACAUUUCAUCGCAUCAUCCCAGACUUUAUGUGUCAAGGUGGAGACUUUACGAAUCACAAUGGCACAGGAGGUAAAUCAAUUUAUGGUCGAAAAUUUGAAGAUGAGAAUUUUACUCUGAAACACACAGGAGCUGGCACUGUUUCAAUGGCUAACUCUGGACCUAACACAAAUGGAUCUCAGUUUUUUUUGUGUCUCUCGAAGACAGACUGGUUGGAUGGCAAGCAUGUAGUUUUUGGAAAUGUAAUUAGCGGUUUGGAUGUUCUAAAAAAAAUGGAGAAAUGUGGAUCUAAAUCCGGAACAACAUCAGAAAAGGUUGUUAUAUCCUCAUGUGGUGAGCUCGUUUAACCUCUAAUGUGGGAAACAAUGCCAUAACUUUGAACCUGUAAGUAACAUGUAUUAGGUAUUUUUAACUAACUUCUUUAUUUUUUGACAAGUUCUGUUUUUAAUCUUUUUUAACUAAUAAACCUGUAAUAAGUACUUUCUGCUCAGCAUUGUUACUUUCACAUGGCAAGCACUGUUCCAAUACCAGCAAAAUAAAAAAUUAUGACAGGCAAAUUUAUGAGAAAUGAGACAGAAAUAUCUGAAAAAUGAAAAGGAGGCUAUUUAUAUCUCAAUAAUUGUAUUGAUACAUAAAUUAUCAACUUAACAUGGGUAACAUUAAUAGAAUAAUAAAUAAUCAACACAAAACUGAAGCAAACUUCAAACAUUUUCUGUUUCUUACAAAUUAAAAAAGUAACAUUUGCAGAAUCAUCUGUAAGAGUGAGUUAAUCGGGAACAUGUAAAACUUUAACUCA